AUGAGUUCAAUUAUUCAUGAGUUGUACAGAGCCAAGAUGCAGAUAAUCAUGCCUCCACGAAGAGCAGUCAGAGGUCGUCCUGCUGGACGCAAUGUUGAUGAACAAGAGUUACCUAAUGCACCUGAAGUCCAACCGCAAGGAGAAGUCACUAAUGCUGAGUUCCGUGAGGCUAUCUGGAUGUUGAGCCAAGCGAUGACUAACCAGUUCAACCAACUAUCCCGUUAUGCUUCAAAAAUAGUUGCGGACAUGAGGAAUAGAAUGAACUUGUUUGUUACUGGGUUAUCUCGUCUGUCGAGUAAGGAAGGAAGGGCUGCAAUGCUUAUCGAGGACAUGGAAAUAUCAAGGUUAAUGGUUUAUGUGCAGCAAGUGGAGGAAGAGAAACUGAGGGACAUGGAAGAAUUCAGAAACAAGAAAGCUAAGACAGGAAAUGAGUCUGAGCAACAGAAAGGUAGUGGAAAUCAGGGUAAUAAGGCCCAAUCUUCAUCAGUUGCUCCCCCAGGCAGAGUUUCACCUAGAGGAGCUACUUCAGGUACGGGCGGAGGAACAAACCGUCUCUAUGCGAUCAUGAGUCGCCAAGAGCAGGAGAACUCUCCAGAUGUCACUGACACCAGUAACCAGAAUCAGCAUCCAGCGCCUCGUUGA
Molecule: messenger RNA, 642 nt
Organism: Solanum verrucosum
Lineage: Eukaryota; Viridiplantae; Streptophyta; Magnoliopsida; Solanales; Solanaceae
Exons: 6
Coding region: 1-642 (213 amino acids)
Source: RefSeq, a predicted model, not a curated record